CCCCCGCACUGGCAGGCGCGCGCUCGCAGGCAGCCAGGCAGGCCAGCAGGCUCGCUCGCCCUCCCUCCCUCCCCGUGCACGCAGCCAGGCGGCCGGGCGGGCGGGCAGGCGAGCAGGCGAGCAGGGGGCGCGCACUCCCGGGCGGCUCGCACGCGCCGGCGGCCCCGAUCCGCGCCCGGGCAUGGAGUACUUCAUGGUGCCCGCGCAGAAGGUGCCGUCGCUGCAGCACUUCAGGAAGUCCGAGAAGGAGGUGAUCGGCGGGCUCUGCAGCCUGGCCAACAUCCCACUGACCCCAGAGACACAGCGAGACCAGGAGCGGCGGAUACGCAGGGAAAUUGCCAACAGCAACGAGAGGCGGCGCAUGCAGAGCAUCAAUGCCGGCUUCCAGUCCCUGAAAACCCUCAUUCCUCACACAGACGGGGAGAAGCUCAGCAAGGCAGCCAUUCUCCAGCAGACGGCAGAGUACAUCUUCUCUCUGGAGCAGGAGAAGACCCGGCUGCUUCAGCAGAACGCCCAGCUCAAGCGCUUCAUCCAGGAGUUCAGCGGUUCCUCCCCGAAGCGGCGGAGGGCAGAGGACAAGGACGAGGGCAUCGGGUCGCCGGACAUCUGGGAGGACGAGAAGGCCGAAGACCUGCGCCGGGAGAUGAUUGAGCUUCGCCAGCAGCUGGACAAGGAGCGCUCCGUCCGCAUGAUGUUGGAGGAGCAGGUGCGCUCUCUGGAGGCUCACAUGUACCCGGAGAAGCUGAAGGUGAUUGCUCAACAGGUGCAGCAGCAGCAGCAGGCGCGGGAGCAGCAGAGCCACACCCAGCUCUUGCCUGUGCACGGCCCUCCAGCACCCACCCACCACCCGACCGUGAUUGUGCCGGCCCCACCGCCCUCCCACCACGUCACUGUGGUAACCAUGGGCCCGUCCUCCGUGAUCAACACUAUCUCAACAUCCAGGCAAAACCUGGAUACCAUCGUUCAGGCCAUCCAGCACAUCGAGGGAACACAGGAGGAGGAGCAGCGCCGGGCCGUCAUAGUGACCCCCGUCCGGGUGACCCUCGACCCGUCCAACUCGGACACGGCCUCUGACUCGGAAGCAGAGGACAGCGACACCAUGGAUCACAGCAAGGCCGAGAUGCCCUGACACCGGCCUGGCGACAGGGCGGGGGCGGGAGGGUGAGAGGAGGGGGUUGCAGAGGAGUAUGCUGAGAUUUUUACAAAAUACCUUGAAAUUUGGGUCUCUUUUAUGACCCUUCAAUACUGUACACGGGAGCGCUAGAACCUGGACAGCCGAAAGACCACCUCUUCAGUUCAAAGCAAGCCAAGCAUUGGGCGAGGGGGGUGGGGUGGAAUGGGGGGAGAAAUGGAAUUUUCCAGGGGCCUGUCCUGUGUGCGGAGGUGGACUGAUCCGGAACCUGUCGCCACUCUGAGAUCAUGAACUCUUCCUGCAGGUUCCUGUGACUUAUCUGAAGCUUUGCACUCCAUUAUGGUUCUGGGCGCCAGCCAUGGCGUCCCCGGGAGAUGGACUUCUUCCUGGGCCUCGUUCCCCCUCCAUAGGCGGGCUUCAAGAACAGCCCCCUGUUGAAGAGCUCUGGGCAGUCCUGCCUCAGGGUCCGUUCACUGCAGGGGCGGGGAGUGGGCUAGCAGGGGUUUGCCUCCCAGUGCGACCCCUCCAAGCAAGCACAGAGUGUGUGAUUUUUGCCCCGCCAAGCUUUUUCUUGCACCCCAGUGGCCUCUGCAUCGUGGCGGGACGACACAUUUCCCUCCAUUCUCAGGGGUCGGUUCAGGUUUCAGCCCUUUCCGCGAUCUGGGAGGGAGCAUCCUUUAAAGGUUGCGCCGUCCUGGGGGGUCCCCCCCCCAGUGAGCCUUUCUGUUCUGUGAGCGCAGCGUUUGGUUGUGUCCCCCCCAUUCCCCCCCUCCCUCCACACCCCCACCCCCAAUUUGGCUGUAGAUCUAGGCCAGUGAUGUUUAGAGCCUGGUGGUAUUUGGUAGGUUCUUCCCCGGCCUCCGCGGCUUCUCAGUACUUUCCUCUGUUUUGGGUUUGGGGGGGGGGGAGGGGUUGUUUUUGUUUUUUUUUUACAAUUUUCAGGUCUUCGUGUUCAUUGAGAUGCUAUUAUAUUUUGUUAAAAAAGUGGGAAAAAGAGGCACGUGCCUUUGUAAAGAAACAAAAUAAAGUUUGUACUUUGUUUUUUAA
Molecule: messenger RNA, 2179 nt
Organism: Sphaerodactylus townsendi
Lineage: Eukaryota; Metazoa; Chordata; Lepidosauria; Squamata; Sphaerodactylidae
Gene: TFAP4
Product: transcription factor AP-4
Exons: 7
Coding region: 182-1129 (315 amino acids)
Biological process (GO): regulation of transcription by RNA polymerase II
Cellular component (GO): nucleus
Molecular function (GO): RNA polymerase II cis-regulatory region sequence-specific DNA binding; protein dimerization activity; DNA-binding transcription factor activity, RNA polymerase II-specific
Source: RefSeq, a predicted model, not a curated record